Molecule: messenger RNA, 931 nt
Organism: Branchiostoma belcheri (Belcher's lancelet)
Lineage: Eukaryota; Metazoa; Chordata; Leptocardii; Amphioxiformes; Branchiostomatidae
Product: surfeit locus protein 4-like
Exons: 5
Coding region: 1-771 (256 amino acids)
Biological process (GO): Golgi organization
Cellular component (GO): endoplasmic reticulum-Golgi intermediate compartment; endoplasmic reticulum; membrane
Source: RefSeq, a predicted model, not a curated record
AUGCUACAGAUUCUGCGACAUAGCAAGCAUGUCCUUCCUCACAUCGCACGUCUGUGCCUGAUCUCCACCUUCCUGGAGGACGGCAUUCGCAUGUGGUUCCAGUGGAACGAGCAGAGGGACUACAUCGAGGCCACCUGGGGCUGCGGUUACUUCCUCGCUUCCCUCUUCGUCUUCAUCAACCUGGUGGGACAGGUGGGAGGGUGUGUGAUGAUCCUCAGCAGACAGAAGGUGCAGUGGGCCUGCGGACUCCUGUCUGCCAUCAUUGCCCUACAGACUAUAGCUUACAGUAUCCUGUGGGAUAUCAACUUCUUAAUGAGGAACCUGGCCCUUGCAGGAGGUCUGCUGCUGCUGUUGGCAGAGAGCAAGGCUGAGGGGCGGAGCCUGUUUGCUGGCGUGCCGACCAUGGGAGACAACAACCCCAAGACUUACAUGCAGCUGGCUGGGCGCAUCCUCCUCAUCCUCAUGUUCCUCACACUUAUACGAUUUGGUGCUGGUUACGUGCAGGCUUUCCAGAACAUAGUUGGCCUCUGUCUGAUCAUCCUGAUUGCGGUGGGGUACAAGACCAAGCUCUCAGCCCUGGUCCUGGUCAUACAGCUCACCCUGCUCAACUUCUAUCUGAACGACUGGUGGAACAUCCCAGACUACAAGCCCAUGCGCGAUUUCCUCAAGUACGACUUCUUCCAGACCAUGUCUGUGAUUGGUGGACUGUUGCUCGUGGUGGCGCUAGGCCCCGGGGGAGUCAGUGUAGACGAGAGAAAAAAGCAGUGGUAGUAGGACGAUUGGAGUUACUCAUGUGCCAUUGGAGAGAGAGAGAGGGAAAGGCAUUUUAUCCGACAGUGUCACCUUGUUUUUGUGAUUCAUUCAUUUCCGUGUUCCUAGGAACAUAGUACAUGUUAGGUUGAUGAAGUAUAUAGUAGAGGGGAUUCAUUCC